CUCCGCCUCCGAGCUCUGGGAAACAACCCCCCACCCGGGAAACACCCACCUCCCACCCCCCGCUUGCGCGCCUCUUCGGCUGAGGCCAAACGCCUGGAGUGGGUUAGGGUUAGGGUUAGGCAAGCAGGGCUAGUGGGUGAGGGUCUGAGAGGCCGAGGUGUGGCCCGCCCGACUUCUGCCACGCGGAUCCGACUGCACUGGGCGAUACGAUGGAGAAUAGGUGCUACGGCUGCGCCGUCAAGUUCACCCUCUUCAAGAAGGAGUACGGCUGUAAGAAUUGUGGCCGGGCCUUCUGUUCUGGUUGCCUUAGCUUCAGUGCAAUGAUCCCCCGAACUGGCAACACCCAACAGAAAGUCUGCAAGCAAUGCCACGAGGUCCUGACCAGAGGGUCUUCUCCUGCCAAUGCCUCCAAGUGGUCACCACCUCAGAACUAUAAGAAGCGUAUAGCAGCCCUGGAAGCCAAGCAGAAGCCCAGCCCUCUCCAGAGCCAAGGGCUGACCCAGCAAGACCAAGUCAUCGCUGAGCGCCUAGCACGGCUCCGCCAGGAGAAUAAGUCCAAGACAGUGCCCUCACAGGCAGAGAUAGAGGCACGGCUGGCUGCACUGAAGGAUGAAUCCCAGGGUCCCAUCCCUUCCACCCAGGAGAUGGAGACUCGGCUUGCAGCAUUGCAGGGCAGAGCUCCACCUUCUCAGACCCCUCAGCCGGCACAUCAGACACCAGACACCAGAACACAGGCUCAGCAGUCACAGGAUCUGCUAACACAGCUGGCAGCUGAGGCAGCUAUUGAUGAAAGCUGGAAACAAGGAGACACAGGUGUGGCCUCUCUCCAGAAUGACCUCAACCAGGGUACUGAAGGGAGCCAGCACACUAAGUCCCUGGGGCAGGCCAUCUGGUCCCUGGAAGAAGAGAAGAGCAGGCUUCUGGCUGAGGCAGCAGUUGAGCUACGGGAGGAGAACACCAGGCAGGAGCGGAUCCUGGCCCUUGCCAAGCGACUGGCUGUGUUGCGGGGACAGGACCCUGACAGAGUGAGCCUCCAGGACUACCACCUCCCAGCCAGUGAUGAGGACGAGGAUGAAGAGACUGCCAUCCAGAGAGUCAUGCAGCAGCUCACUGAGGAAACUGCCUUGGAUGAGGCAAGUGGCUUUAACAUCCCUGUGGAGCCAGCACCCCGACACUGGGCCCAACCCUGGAAGGCACAGCCUGAGUCCCUGAAGGUCCAGCCUGUGGCUCCUAGGCCUGAGGCUGAGGAAGAGGAGCUCCCCUGGUGCUGCAUCUGCAAUGAGGAUGCCACCCUACGCUGUGCCGGCUGUGACGGAGACCUCUACUGUGCCCGGUGCUUCCGAGAGGGCCACGAUGCCUUUGAACUUAAAGAGCACCAGACAUCUGCCUAUCGUUCCCCACAUGCUGGCCGAGAGCACUGAGAAAACCCCAGUUCUCCUGGGCAGACAGCCCUGUAGGCAGCCUGCAGGCUGGCACCCCCAGCCCUAGGCCAUCCAGUGACACAGCAGCUCAGGCUCUACUGAUGAUGGGUGUGCCCCUGCUGAGCCUUGGUGUCCCUGGAAGGAGGAAGAGUUUCAUGUGAGACGAUUGGAGGAGCCUGAGAGAAGGACAAAUAGAGGCCCUUCUCCAGGAAUCCUGGACUGAAAGUGAGAGGCCUGAUAGAAAAGACCAAAUUGAAUCUAAAGAUGAGCCCUGUAGCCAGGCUUCAGGGCCCAGGGCCUUCCCUGGUGUGUAGUGGAUCUAAUAAAGUAUGCUGAU
Molecule: messenger RNA, 1758 nt
Organism: Fukomys damarensis (Damara mole-rat)
Lineage: Eukaryota; Metazoa; Chordata; Mammalia; Rodentia; Bathyergidae
Gene: Zfyve19
Product: zinc finger FYVE-type containing 19
Exons: 11
Coding region: 210-1421 (403 amino acids)
Biological process (GO): mitotic cytokinesis checkpoint signaling; abscission
Cellular component (GO): cleavage furrow; centrosome; midbody
Molecular function (GO): metal ion binding; phosphatidylinositol-3-phosphate binding
Source: RefSeq, a predicted model, not a curated record